CGCAUUCACAAGAUUUGCCAUGAUGCGAUCGGCAACGAUGUCGAUGCGGCCAACGGCAGCGUUCUUGACUCACAGGGGUGCAUUUCAGCACGCAUCACCGCUUCUUCAAGUGUCGAAGGCACGCAUUGCAUUGGCGUGUGGCUCAUCUCUAUUGGCACAGCGUCCCUAUCGAAUGCAGUCGGUGGUCGCAUUCUCCGACCUGAUUCGGGCGAAGGUGCUUCUUGCGCCAUCGAGCUCAGUCAUCUCGCGGAUGACUUGUGAGAGUGUCAAUUCGAUCGGUAGCCGACAUUGGUACCUCAAGUCACACAAGACAUCAAGCGACGGUUGGCUCGACUGGACCAGCUCCUGGCCACCUCGACUGCGCGCCGUACUGAACCCGUUUUUCCAUCGAGACCAGAUCGUUGGACCACUAAAAGUUUCAAAAUUUUCCAUCAAGGAUGAAAGGCGUCCCCUCGAGCUUCUCCCAGCCUUGGAUGACGCUACAGCUGACCCCGAUCUGCUUCUGGCGGAAGCCAAUCAAGUCGUUGGCGGACCUCCAUCAGGAGACAGCUCUUCCUUUCCCCCGCCACCUCGGAAGUCCAUUCCCCGAAAAGAAAAGCUCGAACAUGGAAUCCCCAUGCUUGGUGGCAAGCCCUUGACACUGCGCUUUGACACCACUGGGAAUGCUACGUACCAAGCCAUGACCCGCCAUGAAGCGUUGAAAAUGGUGCAAGAUGCCGCGGCCACCAUGGUCCACGUACCGGAACUUCCAGCCACGCCGCAGCCGUCGCGCACGGACAAAGGGAUCGUGUCGAUUCCGAAUGUCCACAUGCGGGACAUUCGAAAACUUGACAAUGCAUUUGCCAUCGGCAACAAACCCAGCAUUACCGUCCGCUGUCAAGGCAUCCUCGUCAAUGCAGACCCUAUUCGUGCCGUGAUCACUCGCGACGCAUGCGUCGUGUUCUUGCAAGAUGGUGCCAACGAUCUCAUUCCCGAACUGGAGGCGAACUUCAAGGACCAUCUCGACGAGUGCGCAUUGCACGGCUUUGAGUUCACGGCGCUGGAGGCGAUCUUGGCCACGUUGUGCACCGCGUUGGCAAAGGACGCGGCGCGGGUUCUGCCCGUCGCGAAGGCGGCCGUGGAGAAGAUAUCACAGGAUGCGACGUUGGCGGGCGAGUUGGAGCGGCUGCGAUCGACCAAGAACACCAUGGACGAGCUCAACACGCGGGUCACCGGGAUGCGCAAAGCGUUUGUCGACAUAUUGGAAAAUGAAGAAGACCUGCGCAUGAUGCACUUGACCAAGCUCUAUCGUGAUCCGUGGCUCGCGCACGACUUGUUUAGCUUUGAUUCGGAGGACUUGGAAUCGCUGAUCGAAGUCUACCUCCAGGACAUUUACGACACGCAAACGCAGAUAGCGCUGAUGCUGGAGAACCUACAAAACACCCGCACGAUCGCCAUGCUCAAGCUCGACGCCAAGCGAAACUACUUGCUCAUGGUGAAUCUGACAUUGACGCUGUGGACGACGCUGAUCACGGUGCCGACCUUUGUUGUUGGCACGUUCGGGAUGAACCUGAACUCGUACUUGCAAGACGUCGAUUACUUGUUUUACGCGGUCGUGGCGGGCUGCGUUUUGUUCCCCAUUGGCGUUUACCGCCUCGUCCUGCGAUACUUUCGAGAACGCGGCAUCAACCUCAGCUGGAAGUACAAGUAGCGCAGAGACGUCGGCACGUAAUACAUCGUCUUGAGUGCUGCAUGACAGAGCCAACGCGGCGCUGCCAGCAACCGUUUUGCCAA
Molecule: messenger RNA, 1773 nt
Organism: Aphanomyces invadans
Lineage: Eukaryota; Oomycota; Saprolegniomycetes; Saprolegniales; Verrucalvaceae
Exons: 10
Coding region: 20-1690 (556 amino acids)
Biological process (GO): magnesium ion transport; transmembrane transport
Cellular component (GO): membrane
Molecular function (GO): magnesium ion transmembrane transporter activity
Source: RefSeq, a predicted model, not a curated record